This is a messenger RNA of Osmia bicornis bicornis, 1165 nucleotides long. It is a transcript of the gene Tsen34, whose product is annotated as tRNA-splicing endonuclease subunit Sen34. Gene Ontology annotation, biological process: tRNA splicing, via endonucleolytic cleavage and ligation; tRNA-type intron splice site recognition and cleavage. Gene Ontology annotation, cellular component: tRNA-intron endonuclease complex. Gene Ontology annotation, molecular function: tRNA-intron lyase activity; nucleic acid binding. The transcript is spliced from 5 exons. The coding region runs from base 87 to 974 and encodes 295 amino acids. Lineage: Eukaryota; Metazoa; Arthropoda; Insecta; Hymenoptera; Megachilidae. The record is from RefSeq and is a predicted model, not a curated record.
UCGAAUGCAUAUACAGUGUACACAAAAAUCAAAGUAAUCAUAAUGAGAGAAAGUUACAAAGUGAAAAACAAUUUUGUCACCUAAAAAUGAUAGACUUGAUUUUAUCAAGAAAUAACGUUUUCAUCUGGAACGCUGAAGACUGGUUAAAACUUAGGAAGGAUCAUAGAAUAGUUGGUGAAUUAAUAGGAUGUCUUCCAAAGAAACCUAGGCAAGAAGUACUUUGUGGUCUUCCACUGCUUUUGCAAUCAGAAGAAGUAUCAUUUUUACUUGAGAAAAAUAUUGCAAGACUCGUACAAUAUUCAUAUUUUAAAAAUCCACCAUCCGAUUCACUGAAACAAGCUUUUGAAGAAUAUAGAAGUACAUUAUAUAUAGAACAAGAAAAAUAUUUAAGGGAUGAAAGGAAAAAACAGGUGAUUGGAAUGAUGGAUAAGAUUAUAGAAGGGAAAAAACGAAAAAUACUUGGAAUAGAAACAAGGAAGAAGAAAGCAAAAAAACCAUUAGAUCCAAAAAUACAGGAAACUUUAGAUAAUAUUGAAAUAAAUAAACAGGAUUUAUUAGAAGAAGAAAUGGCCAGAUUACCCAAGUUAGAUAAAAAUGAUGCUUUAGUUCAAACACAUACAAAGUACCCAUGGUCAGACAAAGAUGAUAUUGAGGUAGUGGAAUGGAAAUAUCCUACUAAUUAUAAACAAAGACUUCGUUAUAAAACAUUCAAAGAUUUAUGGGAAAGAGGAUACUAUGUAACAAGUGGAGAAAAAUUUGGUGGAGAUUUUUUAGUAUAUCCUGGAGAUCCUAUAAUGUUUCACUCUCAAUUUAUAAUUCUAUGUAAAGACAAAAGCGAUGAAAUUCCAAUAACUGAACUUUCAGCCCAAUGUCGGACUGCGUGUCACGUUCGAAAAACACAAGUAUAUGCUUACUUUUCUGAAGAUCAAAAUAAUGUAAGGUACCAGUCAUUUCAAUGGGCUGAAAAUACUUGAGAACAUUCAAAUGUAUAGGACUGAGUCUAUUAAAAGAACAAAAUAACAAUUUUUCUAUUUCUAGUUGUAUGUGCUGUAUUGUUCAUUUAUAAGAUAAAUGCAGUCAUAAACAUUUAUCUAAACAGUAUCAAUUACUUUAAAUCUAUCAUGUUGUUUUUCAGGGAUAACAUUAAAGUACUUUUUAUAUAUAA